Messenger RNA from Sphaerulina musiva SO2202, 1105 nucleotides. Its product is annotated as BCNT-domain-containing protein. The coding region runs from base 9 to 1046 and encodes 345 amino acids. NCBI's taxonomy places the organism in Eukaryota, Fungi, Ascomycota, Dothideomycetes, Mycosphaerellales, Mycosphaerellaceae. The record is from RefSeq and is a predicted model, not a curated record. The transcript has a single exon.
ACGAGGACAUGGAAGACGUAACCCGCAAUGAGGAAGAGUCAGGAGAGGAGUAUGACGAGAACGCGGACGAGGACUUCAACCCAGACCAAGUGAAGGAGGAUGCCGACAAUUCUGAAUCAUCGGGAGAUGACGAUGAGGAUCGAGACGACGCUUCGAGCAAAACAACGAAGAAGAAGCCCAGCAAGAGGAAAGUAGAGGCGCCCGAAUUCGAUCUGGAUUCAGGAGAUGAAGCUACAAUCAAAGAGCGCAAAACCAAGCGGAGGAAGAAGGAUAUAGCACACGAUGAGGACUCGGGCGGCGAAGGAGGCUUUGUACGCACCCGGAGGCAACGUGCCGUCGAGAGAGAGGAGCGCAGGAAUCGGAAGAAGGGCGUACGUGAGGGCGCGGUGACGAUCGAUGUGGACCAAUUAUGGGCAGAGCUCAGCAGUAUACCAGUUGGACGAGUCGCCCUACCACCUCCGAAACUCGAUGUUGAAGAUAUGGAUGCCGGCGCAGAAGGUAACAAGGAAAAUUCGGCUGAAGCAGCAUCAAAACAAAUGGUCACGAUCAAACGAAAAAGCCAAUAUGCCGGAGAAAUUACCUACAUUGACGUAGAGGUAUCACGGACUUCCAAAGAAGCAAUACAAUACUUUCGAGAACAUCCCGAGCUAGAUCCCGAUAGAGCGGCGCCCAGCACUGCGACAGAUGCAGCAAACCCAUCAAAGGCGACCAAUCGUCCUUUACGCAGGCCGUCAAUGUUCGAGCCUAACCCUGCUGGUCUGGUCAAAGGAGUCCCGCCGGAGAAAUUACGACAUAGAGCACCGAGUCGCAUCGACGUCCUGCUGGCGCAAAGGAGGGAAGAUGCGAAGAAGAAAGCGCAAAAGUUGAGUACUGUGCAGAUGAGCCAGUAUGAUUGGAAGAGUUAUGUUGAGAAGGAGGAGGGUUUGAAGGAUGAACUGGACAUGUACCAAAGAAGCGGAAAUCGUUUUUUGGAGAAGGAGUCCUUUUUGGAUCGUGCUGCUGGGGCCAGAGAGGCUGCCGCGAGGGACGCACGGCUGAAGAUUUGAUGCGCCUUGUAGGCUUGUGGCGUGCACAGUGGACUGCCACGAUUUGCAUACUGGUGGUA